AUGACUGCCACAGAAGAAUUGCUGCCAACGCACCAAUACGAAUACUACCACGAGCAGGCUCACGGCGGAGACCACCAUGCCUAUAGUCAAUUGUCGCCUCCGGGUUCAAGAGACCACAUUCCUCAGCCUUUCACAGACAAUGAAGCCAAAUGGUGUCCUCGACACGACGUCUCCCAAAUAGAUGCCGCUGGCUUGAUGGACUCAUUUAUGAUGGAGCCCCUGGAGGGAGAGAAUACACAGGCCUGCACUUGCGCAAAGAAGCCCGAGCGUAGCAGCAAAAAGUACCGAAUCAAGCUGAUUGAAGGCUUGGUGCUGCCGUAUUUCCUGGCAUCGUUGGAUCUGACCGUCGUCGCAACAGCUUUGCCCUUUAUCGCGUCCCAUUUCCACAAGUUCGACCAGCUCAACUGGAUAGUCACCGCCUACACGCUCACUUCGACAGCCUUCAUCCCCUUCUACGGCCAGCUCGCAGACGUCUUUGGUCGACACAUCUCAUUACAAGCAGCACUGUUCUUUACCGUGAUUGGCAGUGUGCUCUGCGCCGCUGCGCAGUCAUGGAGCAUGCUGCUGCUGGGCCGCGCAUUGCAGGGGCUGUCUUCGGCUGGGCUGAGCAGCAUCAUUCUUGUCGUCUUGGCUGAUAAAGUCACCUUGGAGGAAAAUGCAAAGAAUAACACUCUCUUCACCAUCGUGUCCGGUAGCACAUAUGCCAUUGGCCUGAUCACCAGCGCUAACAACAUGAUUCUAGGCAAAUUGGAGAUAUGUCUUUGUAAUUUCCAUCCCAGAUUAACCUCUCAGAUUGCCGUGGUAUCCCAUAUCCUCCUCUUUUUCAUUCUCCGAAACGAGCUGCUAGAGGGCACCCACUUCCACAAGGGCUCGACAUGGUCCGCCAUCUUCCCAGCCUUGGCAACUCUCGAUAUAGGCGGCGUCGUUUUAUUCAUUGUUGCCGUUGGCCUCAUUAUUCUCGGCACUUCUUGGGGAGGCAACACUUUCGCGUGGGACUCUGUACAGGUCCUGGUGCUCAUCAUCGUCGGUGGAAUUCUGCUGCCUGUGUUCUUUCUCUACGAAUUCCUGCUGUCCGAUGGCAGGAUAGUAGCACGGCUGUUUCCACAGCAGUCACCUAUGCUGCCUUUAGACCUCUUCUCUAAAAAGGACACAAUUGUCAUAGCCGUGAUUCAGUUCUCUGCCGGAGCUGGUGAGUAA
Trichoderma gamsii is the source of this 1197-nucleotide messenger RNA. RefSeq lists its product as hypothetical. The record is from RefSeq and is a predicted model, not a curated record. Gene Ontology annotation, biological process: transmembrane transport; basic amino acid transport. The transcript has 4 exons. Gene Ontology annotation, cellular component: fungal-type vacuole membrane. Gene Ontology annotation, molecular function: basic amino acid transmembrane transporter activity. Bases 1 to 1197 code for a protein of 398 amino acids. NCBI's taxonomy places the organism in Eukaryota, Fungi, Ascomycota, Sordariomycetes, Hypocreales, Hypocreaceae.